UCACAGCUUUUCAUUCAGUUGCCUAUAAUGACACAACCCUUAUUCCAAAAGACCGAAAUAGACAGGCUUACAUGAGCUUGAGAGAAAACAUCAAUAUCACUCUUGCACAAGGAGAAAUAAUCGAUUAUAACACUAAAGGGAUUGACAGUGAAGAUAGAGAUCAUCUUCUUGGAGAACGUAAAAGUGCGUACAAUGUUGAGCAUAUGAACCCUACCCUGGAAAAGUACAUUCGUGUAGAGAAAUCUCAUUUCAGGCCACGCUACAUUCUCACAGUCAUCUGUCCCUUCCUGUCAAUCCUGUUCAUAGGACUUUUUAGAGGCAAUAACACGAUAGAUUCGAUCGUUGGUGUGGAAGUAUGAAGCGCAUGGUACUUCAUCCUGCUUGGAGUCCAAGUUAUUGUCCUUGCCUUGCUUGGCCUUAUCAAUGUCCUCAUUCUCAGAAAAGAGUACCGAGAGAAGAUAGAAUGAGGAUAUCAAUUUGUAUCAGGAGACGUUAUAUGGGAUGACAACACUACUACCAAAUUUGUGAUCUUUGCCCUAAUUGCUGGCUUCGUCUCUGGAUCAGUAGGCUUCAGUAGAGGUGUCUUGUUUACUCCAUUGUUUAUUGACUUUGGUAUUCCUCCUACUGUGGCUUCUAGCACAUCUAUGUAUAUGGCUACUUUUGCUACUUUGAGCAGUAGUAUUCUGUUUAUGAUGAGCGGAUACAUUAUUUAUGAUGUGGUGUUCUAUCUCAGUGCUUUUGCCAUUAUAGGAACUAUCCUGGGAACUACUAUUGUAAGUCAAAAGAUUAGGAAAUCAGGUAAUGUGGCAAUACUCAUCUGGCUGAUUGCUACAGUAAACUUGCUUAGUUGUAUCGCAGAGAUCAUAGUUGGAAUAGUCAGAAUAAUAGACAAGAAUAACAGAAAAGAUGAGAUCUGGGAUUUCACAACUCCUUGAUAA
Moneuplotes crassus is the source of this 938-nucleotide messenger RNA. NCBI's taxonomy places the organism in Eukaryota, Ciliophora, Spirotrichea, Euplotida, Euplotidae. The record is from the annotation of a GenBank genome assembly.